GUGACGUGACCGUCGCUUGUAGCUAACUUGAUGUAAAUAAGUAGUAGACUUAGCCACCGCCUCAUGAUACGAUCCUUCUCCAAGCUCGUCUCUACGCAUUUCUCAGGCAUACAAGUCGAAAAUCGAGACCUCACAUAAUCCGCAAUCAUGCCUUCCGCUCAGUUCUUUAACUAUCCCGGCACCGAGAUCAAUGCCGAGCAAUACCACUACUCCCAAGCUGUCAAGCUCGGCAACAUAGUUCGCACCUCGGGCCAGGGCGGCUGGGAUGAAAAGGGUGGCAUCACUUCCGACAUCGAGAAACAAAUCGAGCUUGCAUUUGACAACAUUUUGAAGUCCCUCAAAGCCGUUGAUUCUGAUUUAUCACUUGACAACAUUUACGCAAUCCGCUCCUACCACACCGACAUGGACGCAAGCUUCAAUAUCAUGACUGCCCAGUUCAAGAAGCUGUUCCCCAAUCACCGUCCUAUCUGGACAUGUGUCCAGAUUGGAAAGCUUGCGUUGGAAGACAUGAAGGUUGAGAUCGAGGCUGAGGCGUUGCUACCUGCCUAAAGGACAGGCCACAAUGUGCUUAUAGAGGCAUCGCAAUGGACAAUUGGCGCAAAGUUUCUAGGAGUUUGUGUUAAGUUGCCCCUAGCAUGCACCUCUCUGCAAGUUGUACGUAACAUCGCACUUCAUUGCCUACGUGGCAGCUUGGUUUCAGGAGGAAGCAGAGUCAGUCGGAUGAUUUUGUCAAGUACGAGAGCGCAUUUCUGGAAAAGUCGAGCAUGGCUGUGGCCUACAUUACCCCCAGUUGUGUAGAUAUUACGCAGCAGGUCCGCGUCACAAAAAAAGUCUUGAGGAUUAUACUGCGAUAUCGCUCAUCUUGUAGAUUCUGACAUUUUCACGAAUCCGGCAGAGCCCCUCCUUUCAUCAUGAUAGCUCAACAUUUCGUCACAGUAAUGACAUUCUACUGCAUCACAU
Molecule: messenger RNA, 960 nt
Organism: Colletotrichum navitas
Lineage: Eukaryota; Fungi; Ascomycota; Sordariomycetes; Glomerellales; Glomerellaceae
Product: endoribonuclease L-PSP
Exons: 1
Coding region: 148-549 (133 amino acids)
Cellular component (GO): mitochondrion; cytosol
Molecular function (GO): deaminase activity
Source: RefSeq, a predicted model, not a curated record